Molecule: messenger RNA, 2597 nt
Organism: Talpa occidentalis (Iberian mole)
Lineage: Eukaryota; Metazoa; Chordata; Mammalia; Eulipotyphla; Talpidae
Gene: HCFC2
Product: host cell factor C2
Exons: 15
Coding region: 31-2409 (792 amino acids)
Biological process (GO): chromatin remodeling; regulation of DNA-templated transcription
Cellular component (GO): histone methyltransferase complex
Molecular function (GO): protein binding; transcription coactivator activity
Source: RefSeq, a predicted model, not a curated record
AUUGUGGGCAGAGGGGCGGGGGUUGGGAAGAUGGCGGCUCCCAGCCUCCUCAACUGGAAGCGGGUUUCCUCCUUCACGGGGCCGGUUCCCCGCGCCCGGCACGGACACCGGGCCGUGGCCAUCCGGGAGUUGAUGAUCAUCUUCGGAGGGGGCAACGAGGGCAUCGCGGACGAGCUGCACGUCUACAACACAGUUACAAAUCAGUGGUUCCUACCAGCUGUUAGAGGAGACAUCCCUCCAGGCUGUGCUGCCCAUGGAUUUGUCUGUGAUGGUACCAGAAUAUUAGUAUUUGGGGGAAUGGUUGAAUAUGGAAGAUACAGCAAUGAGUUAUAUGAAUUACAAGCAAGUCGUUGGUUAUGGAAAAAAGUAAAGCCCCAUCCUCCUUCUUCUGGUUUACCUCCUUGUCCUAGGCUUGGACAUAGUUUCUCAUUGUAUGGUAACAAAUGCUAUUUGUUUGGUGGCCUGGCAAAUGAAAGUGAAGAUUCAAACAAUAAUGUUCCCAGAUAUUUAAAUGAUUUCUAUGAGUUGGAGCUACAGCAUGGUUCUGGUGUUGUGGGUUGGCGCAUUCCAGUGACUAAAGGGAUUGUGCCUUCUCCAAGAGAAUCCCACACAGCUGUUAUAUAUUGCAAAAAAGACUCUGGAAGUCCUAAAAUGUAUGUUUUUGGUGGAAUGUGUGGUGCUCGCCUAGACGAUCUAUGGCAACUUGACUUAGAAACUAUGUCCUGGUCAAAACCAGAAACUAAAGGAACAGUACCACUUCCCCGAAGCCUUCACACAGCCAGUGUUAUAGGAAACAAGAUGUACAUUUUUGGUGGAUGGGUUCCACAUAAGGGGGAAAAUAUUGAGACUGCACCUCAUGAUUGUGAAUGGAGAUGUACCAGUUCCUUUUCUUAUCUGAAUUUGGAUACAGCAGAGUGGACCACCCUAGUAUCAGAUUCUCAGGAAGAUAAAAAAAAUUCAAGACCAAGACCAAGAGCUGGACAUUGUGCUGUUGCAAUUGGCACUCGAUUGUACUUUUGGAGUGGAAGAGAUGGCUACAAAAAAGCACUAAAUAGUCAAGUUUGCUGCAAGGAUCUUUGGUAUCUUGAUACUGAGAGACCACCGGCACCAUCACAAGUACAGCUGAUCAAAGCCACUACUAACUCUUUUCAUGUCAAGUGGGAUGAAGUACCUACAGUUGAGGGCUAUCUUUUGCAAUUGAAUACAGAUUUGCCAUACCAAGCUGCCUCAUCAGAGUCCUCAGCAGCACCACAUGUGCAAGGAGUCAGGAUGGACCCUCACAGACAAGGCAGUAAUAGCAUCAUUCCUAGCAGUAUCAGUGAUACAAUGAACAGCGCAAAAACUGAACAAUCAUCUGUGAAAGGAACUUCAACAAAAAAUAAACCGGAUCUGAAAAUAUCAACUGAUUCUAAUGCCAUUUUACAUUCUUCUUUGGCAACUAAUGCUUCUAAUCAUAAUAGUUGUGUGGCGGAUAUGCUAAGGAAAAAUGAAGGUCCUCACACUUCAGCAAAUAUAGGUGUUCUUAGUAGUUGCCUGGACUUAAGAACAGUAAUCCCUGAAACUUCUGUAUCCAGUACUGUUUCCAGUGCACAAACUAUGGUAACCCAGCAGACCAUUAAAACUGAGUCAUCCAGUACAAAUGGGGCAGUUGUUAAAGAUGAAACUUCACUAACAACAUUCAGUACCAAAUCUGAAGUUGAUGAAACAUGUGCACUGCCUGCAACUAAGAUCAGCCGUGUAGAAGCACACACUACUGCAAUGCCUUUUUCUAAAGAGACUCCUUCAAAUCCAGCGGCCGCAGUGAAAGCAGGAGAGCGACAGUGGUGUGAUGUAGGAAUUUUUAAAAACAAUACAGCUUUGGUGAGCCAGUUUUAUUUGCUGCCAAAAGGGAAGCAAAGCAUCUCAAAGAUAGGAAAUGCAGACGUACCUGACGACAGUUUACUCAAGAAACAAGAUCUUGUUCCAGGCACGGGCUAUCGAUUCAGGGUUGCUGCCAUCAAUGGUUGUGGAAUAGGCCCUUUCAGCAAAAUCAGUGAAUUUAAAACUUGCAUUCCUGGUUUUCCUGGAGCUCCUUCUGCAGUCAGAAUUUCAAAGAAUGUUGAGGGUAUCCAUCUUUCCUGGGAACCUCCAACUUCACCUUCUGGAAAUAUUUUGGAAUAUUCAGCUUACUUGGCUAUUCGCACAGCACAAAUACAGGAUAAUCCAAGUCAGCUUGUGUUUAUGAGGAUUUAUUGUGGUCUUAAGACAUCGUGUAUAGUAACUGCGGGGCAACUUGCAAAUGCACAUAUUGAUUAUACAUCCAGACCUGCCAUUGUAUUCAGGAUAUCAGCAAAGAACGAAAAGGGAUAUGGACCAGCUACACAAGUUCGAUGGCUUCAAGGUAACAAUAAGAAAGCACCUUUAAAUUGAAAAUUUUUUACUGAAGCAUAAAUAAUGAUGAUUAUUUAUUAGUAACUCGUUAUAAAGUUUGUCAUUUGAAAGAGUAUUCUCUGUAUUUCUAGCACUUAUGAAUUUGAGUUUGUAAGUUGUUCUUAAAAUGUAUUUGCUCAAUUUUAGAUCCAAAUAAAAAUAGAAAAGAAGCAAAGACUCUCUGAAAA